This is a messenger RNA of Orbicella faveolata, 2731 nucleotides long. RefSeq names its product MFS-type transporter SLC18B1-like. Gene Ontology annotation, molecular function: transmembrane transporter activity. Lineage: Eukaryota; Metazoa; Cnidaria; Anthozoa; Scleractinia; Merulinidae. Gene Ontology annotation, biological process: transmembrane transport. The record is from RefSeq and is a predicted model, not a curated record.
GAGUUGGGAGGUAUAACUAUUUGGUUCUCUCACACAAUGGCAAGCUUUCGUCUCGUUUCUGUAACCUGGUGACGAGACAACCCCACUUGUGGAAUUUUGAAUGUAAAGAAAAGAAAACAUUUAGUUUAUUUGUUAGAAUCAUAGCAGUGUUAGGAUCAAGCAACGACCGUGUAUAAAACGUGCUCUCAAUAAACUUUAUUUACUCAUAAUAAUCUUAUUUGACUACAGUCUGAACCUUGUGAAAAAAAAAAAAUCCCUUUGUACUCGACGUAUUCAUAAUCUGAAUAAUUAAAAACCGUUGAUUAUCAUAAUCAACAAUAGCCUCCCUCAAAUCAUCUGCCACUUUUUGUGAGGAGGGUAAAAGAAUUUUAAAAAAAAUAAAUAAAUAAUCGAAAUCCUGGUUGCUAUUGGAUAACAAUACGGAACAAUUUUACUCAACCUGUAACAAAAUGUUGUAUUACACAAAGAAGAAUAAUUUAUGUAAAUUUUAGAAUAGUGAUCAGUGGUAAAUACAACAAUAAUCGACUUGAAAUUUAAAUUAAAGACUUUUAUUUAACCAAAUGUAAAUCAAUGUACGUGUGUGUUUGUGUAGGGGUGUUAAAACGGAAAAGAUCUGAGGGAAAUGUUUUUUCAUAACACUUUUUUGCGCUAUGAACACAGAUUUGGGGUAAUUUUAAAAUGAAUAAGGAGCAAAAAGACGAGAUAACAAGUAAUGAAUCUCUCGAAUCCGACACCUUUGACAGACUGCACACGAAAAUGGACGAAAAUAUUGUCGGCGAUCACGAAGUCGGUACAUCAUCAGCACUGGAAAGUCAGCAGCAGAUGUCACAAAGUUUUUCUUGGACUAUCCACAAUGUCGCAAUAUUGGCAUCACUUUGUGUUGUCGUCGUUUUAUCAUUUGCAGCGCUUUCCAUGAUCGCUCCAUUUUAUCCACAUGAGGUAAGUUUUGUUAUUAGAGAGCAAUUCAUAGCAUUUCACAUAGGAUAUGUACCCAAAAUGUUUAUCACGACCUAGCCUGCGGAACAGGCGGAUUAACGGGGCAGAGAGCCAAACGCGAUACACGAGCGCGAAGCGCGAGACGAAAAUAAAUCGAUUAUUUCCGUCUCGAACUUCGCGCUCGUGUAUCGCGUUUCGCUGUCUGCCCGCUAAUCCGCCUGUUCUGCAGGCUAAUCACGACCAAAUUGGUCAUAACCGGAAAAUAAGAUAUUUUGUGGUAAAAUAUGCACAUUUGACGUGCGGAAAAUUCAUCUGUUACAAUACUCUACGGCUCAUAACUGAGACCUACAUGUAGCUAGGAGAACCUGUACUUACGAGUUUAGUUUUACGAACUUUGACUGUAAAAAGACGGCGCAAAUGCAUGUCGACGAAAAAAUAUUUAGAGACCUAAAGCGGGGUUGUUUCUUACAUUUCAAAUCUUCUGCGAAAUGUGAAAAAACACGCUUCAAAAUCCCGUGAAACCAGAAAAUCACACAGCAGAACAAAAUUAAUUUUCUACCGUUUUACCAAAACAUUUAUCGAAAAAAUGAAAGAAUGAUAUUUAAGAGGACUGUUUUAUAAUGACACAUUUCUAGCAAUGACACGUGUUCAGUGAAAAUGAUGUUUUGUCACAGAAAAAUAAACUUCUCAAAUUCUAAAGCUUUAAAAUUGAUUUUACCUUGACCUGUUGUCAUGACAUUUCAAGAAAAAUAACCAGCUGAAAAAUUGCAUAGUUAUGGUUAAAAGGUCGUGUGCUGCCACAAAAAUCGUACAUUUUUUUUUACAAAAUUCAUCAUAGUUUGAUGUCAAAGCAACCGCCCUCUGCAAACUUGACGUAGAAACCAUCUAAACUUAAUUAACACAAAAUCCAAAAAUAGUUAUAGUACAUGGUACGGCUAUCGACUAAGAGGCUUAACUAGGUGUUUUCCAUUCGACCAAAGCGUACAAGCGGUACACAAAGCUCCUGGAAACGUUUCCAAAAUGCGAACUAUUCAACAUGGAAGGCAAAUUCUCCGUAAACGUUUUUGAGAAUUUUAUGAUAUACCUCGUGAGGUUGUCCUCUUUGACAAGAACGUCCAGAAAAUGGUGUGUUCCAUUCUCCACAGCUGAAAACGUCCGGAAACUGAUACUGAUACGUCUUCUUGCUUUAAUUACUUUACUCCAACAGGCAAAAUCUAGAGGAGUAUCUACCUCUGUGGUGGGUCUAGUCUUUGCAACUUAUCCACUCCUGGUCUUCAUUUGUGCUCCUAUCUGUGGACUCCUGAUAGCAAAGUAUGGCCCUAACAGAGUUCUCUAUUUUGGUAUAUUUACUGGCGGGGCAUCUUUGACCCUGUUUGGCUUUGGUGCCUGGAUUUCUAGUACAACGGAAUUCAUCGUCUUAAGUUUCCUGUUGAGGGCGCUUUCCGCAUUGGGAGGAGCUGCCUCUGAAACUUCAGCCAUGUCUAUUGCGAUAGAAGAGUUUCCAGAAAGAUUAGGAAUGGCUUCUGGCUUCAUAGAGACGUUUGUAGGAGUUGGAUUAUCUCUUGGACCAGUCUUUGGAGGAGGUCUCUACACAAUUGGUGGAUUUGAACUUCCGUUCUUCGUAAUUGGUUGUUCCAUGGUCGCUGCUAUCCCCGUAUUAUUAUGUACGCUCUCAAGUCGAUCAGACGAAAGUUCUGAUCAAAGGGAGGCUUUAUAUCCGAUAGUCGAGUCCGUAAAAAUUCCCGCUGUGUCGAUGCUUGGUGAGUCUAUUAUCCACGUGUUAUGUAUGCAUUAA